Molecule: messenger RNA, 366 nt
Organism: Miscanthus lutarioriparius
Lineage: Eukaryota; Viridiplantae; Streptophyta; Magnoliopsida; Poales; Poaceae
Source: the annotation of a GenBank genome assembly
AUGUCGCCGCCGCCCACCGCCGCCGACGCACAGGCACAGCACCAUCAGCAGCAGGCAAGGCAACGCAGGAGGAUCAGGCGCCUGCCCGUGCUGCUCCGGAGGCUCUUCUCCAAGGUGCUCCGGCUGCGGCUGUUCCCAGCCACCGGGGCGCGGGGCGCGCGCUACCGGACGGGCGACGACGGAACGGGGUCGCCCUGUUCCGGCGCGCUCACGUCCAUCCCGGAGGAGCAGAGCUCCAGCAGCCCUGAGAUGGCGGAGUCCCCGCCGGUUGAGCCCGCCCAGAGCAAGCUGCGGAAGACGCAAUCGGAGCGCUUCAUCGGCAGCAAGACGGCGUCGUCCAUGGUGCAAUUCGAGGUCGUCUUGUAG